Messenger RNA from Micromonas commoda, 495 nucleotides. RefSeq lists its product with no specific name. The transcript has a single exon. Gene Ontology annotation, cellular component: mitochondrion. The record is from RefSeq and is a predicted model, not a curated record. NCBI's taxonomy places the organism in Eukaryota, Viridiplantae, Chlorophyta, Mamiellophyceae, Mamiellales, Mamiellaceae. Gene Ontology annotation, biological process: mitochondrial respiratory chain complex II assembly. The coding region runs from base 1 to 495 and encodes 164 amino acids.
AUGGAGGCUCGAGCGAGCGGUCUCCGCGGGCGUCUCGCGAUCCUCGCCCGCCGCGCGAUUCACCCGGCGAUGCCCCGUUCUCACGCCGACGCGCCCGCCGCGUCGCUCGUGCACGUCGACGUCACGGGAUCCCACGGAGCGUCGACGCGUCACCGGGCGGAGGUGUGGGCGACGGAGCGCGCGUCAUCGCGAGGGUUCGUCGCUACGACCGUCUCGAUGUCGAAGGGCGACGCCGACGCGCCGCGUCAGUUCGAUCCGGACGACAUCCUCGCGCCUCUGCGCGAGAAGGUGGAGCGGGACAUGGCGGGCCUCACCGAGCAAACUCCGCAGCAGGCUGCGCUUGAGCGGGAGCGGGCGCGGAGGGAGGAGAUGGCAGAGGCGUUCGAGGACGAGGAUGGGAAAAACAGGGUGACGGGGGAGUGGAACGGGCCGAGGGGACCUGAACCGACGCGGUUCGGGGAUUGGGAGAGGGCCGGGCGAUGCUCCGACUUCUAG